AUGAAACGCAUUUGGAGUUUUUCUCUUUUUAUAUUUUUCCUGAAUUUUUACAUACUCCAAUAUAGCCUUGUAAAAAAUGAAAUAAUCAAAGGAGGAAAACCUAACAUUAGGACCGGGUCUUCAUCUCAUGGCAAAAAUAUUCUUGGUGCGAGCAGCGACGAUAAUGACAUCUCAAACAAGAACCUAAAUGAGGAAAAUGAAAAUGAUGAAGAAACGGAAGAAGAUAAUGUGGCGGAACCGAAUGUGCCUGUGCAUAUACCAAGCGAACAGGAGAAAAAGCAGAUAGAAGAAAUAGCUGAAGAAGCAGAGCUUUUAGCUGAAGAGGCAAAAAUGUUAGCGGACUUGGCAACCAAAGCGUCUCAAAAGGUAAUAACGCAUUUGGGAAAUAUUCCAGAGGAAAACAUCAAGCCGGAAUCUGAGUCAGAGACAAAGGUGGAUUCCAUUCUCACAGCGAAAGACGCAAAAAGGGCAGAAAAUGAUGCCAUAAAUGCCGUCAAGGAAGCCAAAGAAGCCACACAUAUAGAAGAUGCAAAGGAAGCAAAGAAUAAAGCGGAAAAGGCUAAGGAUUUAGCAGAACGUGCAGCCACAUACGUAAAAAAAAACUCAAUAGAAACACUCAAAGCUGGCAAGAAGGAAGCCGAAGCAUCUGAGUUGGAAAAAAUGCAAAUUCCAAUUCCAGAAAAUUUGAAGCCGAAGAAGGAGAAUUUGAAAAAGAAGGACGCAAAUAAAACACCAGCAGUGGUAGCAGUAGACGCUAAAGCAACGCCUACCCAGAAAGAAGCGACUCCUCAGGAGAAAGUAACAGAGGCAGAAGCAACUCCGGCCAGCCCCCAACCCGCAGCGGAAAGUAAAGCUGUAGAAGGAGCAAUCAACCAACCUGGGCAAAACAGCUCAGAGUUGCUCUACGAAGAAAAAAGCUUAAAGGAAGGACACGCAGAUGCAGAAAAGGUCCAAGAACAAGCACUGCAGCCUGAAUUGGGAAGUCCCCAACAGGAACAAAAGAACGUAUUUUUCAAUUGGGUGCAACUUCUUAUAAACAAAAUUAAGGAGUUUAUAAAAUAUUUGAAAUUCUGGUAA
This is a messenger RNA of Plasmodium knowlesi strain H, 1077 nucleotides long. RefSeq names its product merozoite surface protein 3. The coding region runs from base 1 to 1077 and encodes 358 amino acids. Lineage: Eukaryota; Apicomplexa; Aconoidasida; Haemosporida; Plasmodiidae. The record is from RefSeq and is a predicted model, not a curated record. The transcript has a single exon.